GAGUCCCGCGACGGGCUGGGGCUGGGGCUGGGGUAGACGAACGGAGUCGCAGGGAAUAUGAGCGAGUUCCGCAUCCACCACGAUGUCAACGAGCUGCUCAGCCUGCUGCGUGUUCAUGGAGGGGAAGGAGCCGAAGUGUACAUCGAUCUUCUACAGAAGAACCGCACGCCGUAUGUUACCACCACUGUCUCUGCACACAGUGCUAAGGUUAAAAUAGCAGAAUUUUCUCGAACACCUGAAGAUUUUUUAAAGAAGUAUGAUGAGCUGAAGUCUAAAAAUACAAGACAUCUCGAUUCUUUAGUAUAUCUACUGUCAAAGCUCACAGAAGAUAAAGAGACACUCCAGUAUUUGCAACAAAACGCUAAAGAAAGAGCGGAACUUGCAGCAAAUGCAGCAGCCAGUGGCAGCACAAAUUUUUCCAUUUCCUCAUCUACUUCCAAGAUAUCUCUGCAGGAGCUUGAGGAUCUACGCAAGCAGCUAGGCAGUGUCACAGCCAACUCCAGUGUACAGCAGCCUCUUGAGCUUACACGAAAAGUGCUCCGAGAUAAACAAAACAAGAAGAAUUCAGGUCAGCCUGUUCCAGUAUUUCCAUCCUGGGUAUAUGAGAGACCUGCACUUAUUGGCGACUUCUUAAUUGGCACCAGUUUCAGCACUGACACAACGGUACCUAUAGGUACUUUGCCAUUAGCCUCUCAAGAAUCCGUGAUUGUGGAGGACUUGCUAUAUGUUUUGAUUGGUGUGGAUGGAAGGUACAUCACAGCACAGCCUCUCGUAGGCAGGCAGAACCGAACAUUUUCGGUUGAUCCAAACUUGGACUUGUCCAUCAAAGAGCUGGUGACCAGGAUUCUUCCCAUAGCAGCAAGUUACUCUGCUGUCACCAGGUUUAUAGAGGAGAAGUCUUCCUUUGAGUAUGGACAGGUAAAUCAUGCUCUGGCUGCUGCUAUGCGUACUCUGAUCAAGGAAUACAUGAUCCUAAUUACACAGCUGGAACAUCUUCAGAGACAGGGACUUCUGUCACUGCAGAAACUCUGGUUUUAUAUCCAGCCCACAAUGAGGACUCUAGAGAUUCUUGCUUCACUUGCUACUUCUGUGGAUAAAGGUGAGUGUAUGGGAGGAUCAACCCUGAGCUUACUCCAUGAUAAGACUUUCAACUACACGGGAGACAGCCAGGCCCAGGAACUGUGUCUGUAUUUAACCAAGGCAGCCAGUGUGCCUUAUUUUGAAAUUCUGGAAAAGUGGAUAUAUCGAGGCAUCAUUAAUGAUCCUUACAGUGAGUUCAUGGUGGAGGAACACGAGUUGCAGAAGGAGAAGAUUCAGGAGGACUAUAAUGACAAGUAUUGGGAUCAAAGAUAUACUGUUGUACAGCAACAGAUUCCAUCAUUCUUACAGAAAAUGGCUGACAAAAUACUAAGCACAGGGAAAUACUUGAAUGUUGUGCGAGAAUGUGGACGUGAUGUUACCUGCCCUGUGGCUAAAGAGGUCAUCUAUACUUUAAAAGAGCGAGCAUAUGUGGAACAAAUAGAAAAAGCAUACAACUAUGCUAGCAAAGUUCUUCUGGAUUUCCUAAUGGAGGAGAAAGAGCUGGUAGCUCACCUGAGAUCUAUAAAACACUAUUUCCUAAUGGAUCAAGGGGACUUUUUUGUUCACUUUAUGGAUCUCACAGAAGAGGAGCUUAAGAAGCCUGUAGAUGACAUCAUAACUACUAGGCUAGAAGCUUUGCUAGAAUUAGCCUUGCGAAUGAGCACUGCCAACACAGAUCCUUUCAAGGACGAUUUAAAGAUUGACUUGAUGCCCCAUGACCUCAUUACGCAGCUCUUGAGGGUAUUGGCCAUAGAAACAAAACAGGAAAAGGCCAUUAUUAGUGCAGAUCCCACAGAGCUCACUCUCAGCGGUCUGGAAGCAUUUUCCUUUGACUACAUUGUUAAAUGGCCUCUGUCCCUUAUUAUAAACAGGAAAGCACUGACAAGAUACCAGAUGCUUUUCAGACAUAUGUUCUAUUGCAAACAUGUGGAAAGACAAUUGUGCAACGUUUGGAUCAGCAAUAAAACAGCCAAGCAGUUCUCCCUACAUUCAUCUAAGUGGUAUGGCCUUUUUUCCUGCGGGGUCAGUUGUGAAGCUUUGGUUUUCCUUGUUCCCAUGUUAGUUAGGUUUGCUGGUGCUUUCACACUGCGGCAGCGGAUGCUUAAUUUUGUACAGAAUAUUCAGUAUUACAUGAUGUUUGAAGUGAUGGAGCCAACAUGGCACAUUCUUGAGAAGAACUUGAAACUGGCUUCUAAUAUUGAUGAUGUCUUGAGCCAUCACACAAGCUUCCUGGAUAACUGCCUGAAGGACUGCAUGCUAACCAAUCCAGAGCUGCUGAAGAUCUUCUCUAAGCUGAUGUCUGUCUGUGUCAUGUUCACAAACUGCAUGCAGAGGUUCACCCAGAGUAUGAAGCUGGAUAAUGAGAUGGACCGGCUCACCUUAGAACAUGGCACAAUGCUGGGCCCACCAACAGAGGAGGAGCGUGCUGAAGAGACCGCAAAGAAGAAGCUGACAAACAAGCUUUUAGCGGAGCAUGCUGACAACUUCCACCUGACAUCUGGCUUCGAAGCAACAAUCAACAAGUUUGAUACUAAUUUCUCUACGCAUCUGCUGGACCUGUUGGACAAGCUGAGUGUUUACAGCACCAAUGACUGUGAGCAUAGCAUGCUCAACAUCAUCUACAGGUUGGACUUCAAUGGGUUCUACACAGAGCGUCUGGAGCACAUGUCUGCUGAGCGGAGCCAGAAGGCAGCUCCUCUGCUUCCCCACCCAUCCAUAGCUGCCCAGUGAAGCACUGCCGCUGCCCACUGCAGCUGCCAUCUUUUCUGCACCAGCAGAGAACACGACACUUAAUCACUUCCAGCCCUCUACGCUCACUGUGAGCUGGAAACAAACCACAAGGGUUAUUGCAGAGAGACAGGAGAAUAUAUGAUCUCCUGGAUUGUAUAUGUUGGGUUUUGCCUUCUGAGGCUUUAAGUCCCUAAGUCCCCUUUUUUUAAACUGCAUUGUAAAAUGAUGUAUUCCUGUGUUGUAAAAUAAAAUUAAAAAAAAAAAAAU
Oxyura jamaicensis (ruddy duck) is the source of this 3078-nucleotide messenger RNA. RefSeq names its product tubulin gamma complex associated protein 2 (gene TUBGCP2). The coding region runs from base 58 to 2811 and encodes 917 amino acids. Gene Ontology annotation, molecular function: gamma-tubulin binding; microtubule minus-end binding. The record is from RefSeq and is a predicted model, not a curated record. The transcript is spliced from 18 exons. Lineage: Eukaryota; Metazoa; Chordata; Aves; Anseriformes; Anatidae. Gene Ontology annotation, biological process: cytoplasmic microtubule organization; meiotic cell cycle; spindle assembly. Gene Ontology annotation, cellular component: equatorial microtubule organizing center; centrosome; gamma-tubulin small complex.